GCUAACUUCUCAACACUUAACAGAACAUCUCGGCCCGGCUCCAAACACUGCCAGCACACCCAUUAGGAGGAUUAUUAUGCGUCCUAAAGCUGCCGCUGCUGCCGCUUCUUCUUCUUUACGCUGCGCUUCAUCAGUUUGAGUGUCCAGGGACAUGAAACUCAUUCCACAGCAAGCUCCAUUGUAUGGGCAGUGUGUUAUCACGGUACGGCUCUCUGAUGAAGAGCUGGCUGCGGAUGAGGAGGGCGUGGACUAUUUCCUGCUGUUUGCUGGCAGCACACAGAGGCACCUGACCAGCACCUUAAGGAGCAAUCAUGACACCUUGCACGCACUGUGUCCUGCUCAUGACUGUUGCGAGGUGGUGUUAGUCACCUUGUGUUCAGUCAGCCGAGGUGUCCCCGAGGUUGCAGAGGACCCGAAGCCCUGUCUGGGUCGCGUGGCUCCAUUGGCUGAGCAUCGAUUCAGCUUUGUCCAGGAUUUGGCUUUUGACAUGGCCCAGUUCCUGGUGAGCACCGCGGGCCGAGCUGACGGCCUCGAUGGGGCACUGCUGCUGGAUGAGUUUCAGAUUCCCCUGCAGGAGUGUGAACGUCUGGAUGAGAGCCUGGCGCUGGCACUCCGCCACCUUGCACUGCCUCCAGGAUGGAGCUUACUGGGGAGAAAACUAGCCAACAGCACCGACCUGAAUCCUCAGGAGACUCUGCUGCAUUUCUCAGCACGUCGAGGUCUUUUUCGGGUUACGAACUUCUUGCUGCAGCAGCCUGGAGCGAGAGAAGCACUGCAGUUGGCCAACAGAGCAGGCCACAGCCCCUCCACCGUUGCAGCCUUGCGAGGACAUGAACGCCUCCACGAGCUCCUCAUAAAGGCUGAGACGGACACGGAGACGGACAAAGGGACUGAGAUUGUCCAGCUGGUCUCUACGGACGCCAGGGUAGUUUGCCACUUCCCCAGGCUGAACACACACACUCUGACGCUGAGCAUCCACCCCGGCCACGACCCUCCGACCCUUCAGAGGAGCGUGGAGCAGCUGCUGCACUUGAUAUGCCAUCUCCAUGCCAAGAGAGUUUCUGUACUGGAGGUGCAGUUUGAUUCACUGCAUACAGCUGCUGAAUGCUGUGAUGGUGUAGAAACAGAGAUAACCUGUCUGGAGCUACUACAGCAGCCGGCUCUAGCAUCACAGUGCCUGGAUGCAACAGGAGGGAGCUGGAUAGAAAACUGCUCAGAGGAAAGCAGCAGUAGUGUUGACUGUGAACAUGGUGAGUCUGGGAAUGCAGAGAAAGACUGGAGUUUGUCUGUGAGUACUCCAGCAUCAGAGGUACGUCCCCAGGAGCAUGGCCUUGGCCAACCAGAGGACUGGGUGGGUCCUAGUUCAAACACUGAGAGAGAUUACUGCCAAACGGAGGAGGAGGGAAGGGAGCAGCCUGUUGUUUCCACUCAGAGUUUGAGUUUGUGUGACAGAAGUGAAGGAGCACAGAGUGGGGCAGAAGGGGAAAGCCUCACUGUGGGAAUCCUACCACCAGCAGGCUGUGAUAAACAGGCAGGGGAAACUGAUAGAGGACAGGCUGUGAUCCGGGAAGGACAGGAGGCCACGAAGGGAAAGGAAAUAUCAGAGCAGGAAGAAGAGGGCAGCGCAUCUAGAAGGAGGGAGGAGGAGACCAACUCAGAGUCAGCAGAUCUUAUAACGCCCAGUGGAGACACAAAAGUUUCCGUCAUGGGCCAGUCCCCCUCAUCAGAGGGCUCUGAGGGAUCUGACACCUCUGAUUCUGAAAUGAAGGAGUGCUGUCAGGAAGGAGAGAAUGUCAGGAAAGAAGAGGUGAAGCUUAGCCAGGAGCUCUGUCACAGGCUUUCUUUAGAUGAGGAGAGGGCUGAGAGUGAAUGGUUAACAGAGCCUGUAUCAACCCCAGGGGACCUCCACAACCCAUCACUGAUAGACUGUGGUGAUGUAAUCGAGGAGCUUGACUCUGCUGUUCCACGUCUCUUGAUAGAAGGGCUCCACGAGGGGGAACCUCCGCCAGACAUAAACAGCCUGGAACAAAACCAGGAAACAGCUGUUGGGGAUUACGCUACAGAGCAGCAGUGGGGCUUGGCUCCAGAAACUGGUUGUCAUUCUGGGAAUUGUGCUAGAACAGCCAGUGGUAAAGAGCUAGAUAGUGAAGACAUAGCUGAACCUUCUGGAUACAGUAUUGAAAGAAGCAGUUUGCCUAGUUGUGACGAGCCCAGUAACCCCAAGGAAGAUAUACGGACAGAUCCAUCACCUGAAAUGACGUCCAGUCCCAGUAAUAGAACUGCUGAUCCUGAUUCAGGGAUGACCCAUGGCAUCUCCAGUGAUGAUGAUGGCAGCUUCCGAUCAGUCGGAAGCUCCACAACAGAGAUAUUCCACCCCACUCAGGACAAUGCUAGUAUGGAGGAUCAGGACUUUCUUGAAACCAGGUUAGCAGAACCGCUCUCGACCGGAUUCAAGAUGGAGGAACAAAAUGAUUUAAAAGCUGGUGAAAACCAAGAACAUUCACUAGCUGUGGACGCAGGGCUCCCCUCAGGGCUGAGCAGUGGCAGUGCACUGACAGCAACAGACUGCAGCCAGACUGGCACUGAGCCUGAAUUACAACUGUCACCCAGCCUCCAGACAAUGGAGGCUUUGAAUACUGAGGAGACAGGAGAGAAUCUCACUCCAGAACUUUCCAAAGAGUAUCUGUCCUUAGGACUGGCCUUGUCAGAGAGUGGGAACCCUGCAAUGGUGAAAUUUGAUAAAAGUGGAACUGAAGAGACCAGCGACUCUGAACCGAAUGCAGGGAUUGAGCAUUUGGCAUCAGAGGUCACCAGUAGGGUCUUAUUAAAACCCAGUCCACCUGUUGUAGAAGAAUGUGAAGUGAUUGACCCAGUUGCAGAAGACCAUCGACCAACACAGGCCGGUGAUAAAUCUGCAGUGGACCCAGCUGGAAAGAGCGGAGAUGUGCAUUUGGUGCUACAACAACCCAAUCAGGAUAAUUUGGAGAUGACGACAGAUGAAAGGUCACCUGAUGACGGAUUAAGGCACUCAAAAAAUCAGACUGAUGUAUCUUCAUCACAAGGUGUCACUCCACUUUCAGACAGUGCUGAUGUCAAUGCCUUGGAAGUUGAACCACUGUCUCCAAACGAUGGAGCAUCUGGUGAACCUCAUGUUGAGACUGAGAUGACUGCAAAUCCAAAGACGCUCGACACAGUGGAUGGAGCCUCACAAAGUGCAAUUCAAGCGGUGGAAGGUAUCAUGUAUGAAGAAACUGGAACUGGUGCAGGGGAGGAAGAGAAUGGCCCAACAGAUGAAACAGACGUCAUCACGAUCCACCGAGACAGAGAGGCGUCGUUCCAUCAGCCCUGCAACACUCUCCACUCAGGAUCCUCGCAGUCUUCAGUGUCUCCCAGUUUGCCCAGUAGAACCAGCAGUGCCACCAGCUGUCCCCUCACAGCUCACAGAGACUCAGGCAGUGACAUAGAAAGCUUUCUGAACACAGAGCCGGGAUAUGACAGCGUCUUCAGAAAGAACAAUGAACCAGUGACAGGAGGAGACAGUGCCAGUGAGGUUUCCGUCUCCUGCUCGUCCACAGACGACACCGCCAGCGUCGGUCCGUCCAGCUCCAGUCCUGAGGGCAGCCAGGGCCUGGAAUGCAGUUGGAGCCCAGAGGAGGGCAUCCAGACUGGGGCUACUAUCACUGCAGGACCAGACAGUUGUGGAGGAGGAGGGGCGGGGGAAGCUGAAGAAGAGGCUAAAGACAGAGUGACGGAGGUGCCUCGCCGCUCUUGUCUCCUCCGGAACAGCAUCCGCUCCCUUUCGCCUCUUCGCCGCCACAGCUGGGGUCCUGGAAAGAACAACGGUGGAGACGCAGAGAUGAACCAGAGGAGCUCCAUCCGUAGCCCUGGUGAUGGGAAGCCAAGCUUCCACAGGAGAAGCUACAGCCUGGAGGGGCUCAGUGGUGGGCAGGAGGAGCUGAGGGGUCCCACCACCCAAGGGCCCCGAAUCCUGGAGCCUUUAAGGAUGCCCCGGCAUGACAGUGAUGACAGGGGCUCCCUGGUUUCUCUGACAGAGGAGCAGGAGGAGCUGGGGGAACAAUCCAGACUACACGACCCGAAAUCAAGGCGGUAUCGGCCUCUGCGAAGCGGCUGUCCUCCCAUGACCCUGCCCCUCACAAAGUCUGUAUCCAUGCUCGCCAUCAGCCAGAGAGACAUUGAUGGUAUGAGGUCGUUUUCCAGCACCUCUGGGUCACUAGCAUACAGUAUAUCAGAGGAGGAGCCUGGCCCUCUGCGGAGCGACACUGAGGGAAAGAGUGUGACGAAAGUCGGCCGGACCUUCAGCUACCUCAAGAACAAGAUGUACAAAAAGACCAGGGAAAAGGACAGAGAGAAAAAAGAGAAAGAGAAGGACAGCAAAGAGAAGGACAAGAAGGCAAUUAAUGGUCAUCUAUUCACACCAGUCAGCUCGAGCCAGGCAGCCCAGUGCUCCCAGUGCAAUAAGGCUUUCAACAGCAAGGAUGCUUACCAUUGCACACACUGUAAUGCUUCCGUCCACAAGGGCUGCAGGGACAGCCUGCCUGUUUGUGCCAAGGUGAAGAUGAAGUUGCCCAAACAGCAGUUUGCAGUGCCAGAUUCAAGCUCUUUUCCAACUGUCACGAUGAGGAACAAAUCUGGUGGGACGAGGGAGCGCCCCUGGUCGGCCAUCUUGUCACCUGAAGACCAUUCUUCCCUGAUGAUCCCAUCGUCACGGAGACACACCAGCAUCAUGACUUUCCAUGGCAACAACCUCUCGAAAAGUCUCUCCAUAAGCAACAUCGCUGGUCCUGUGUUUGAUGAGAUGCCCAUUAAAGGCCUGCGGUAUCUCUCCCAGUCUACUGACUCCCUCAACAGAACCAACCAGGUCACAGAGUCCAUGGAAUCACUCACAGAUGAAGGGACGGAGAUGAUGGACGGGCAGCUGAUGGGGGAGUUUGAGGCAGAGGCUAAGGAGCUGGAAGCUGACUCAUGGAGUUUAGGUGUGGAGCAGCAGUACCUGCAGCAGCUGGACAAAGAGCUGGUGAAGAGACAGGACGUCAUAUAUGAGCUGAUGCAGACGGAAAUGCAUCACAUUCGGACGUUGCGCAUCAUGUCAGAAGUCUACAGCAAAGGCCUGCAGAAAGAGGUGCAGCUGGAGCUGCAGACGGUGGAGAAGCUGUUCCCAGCUUUAGAUGAACUCUUGGAGCUCCACACGCAGCACCUCCUCCGCCUCCUGGAGAGGAAGAGGGAGAGCCAGCUGGAGGGUGGUAGCUUGGAGGGAGGUUUCAUCAUCAACAGGAUAGGAGAUAUCCUGGUCAGCCAGUUCUCAGGAUUGAAUGGCGAAAGCAUGAAGAGGGUUUACGGACGGUUCUGCAGCCGCCACAAUGAAGCCGUAAACUUCUACAAAGACCUCCUGAGCAAAGACAAACGCUUUAAGGCCUUUAUCAAAAAAAAGAUGAGCAGCAGUAUCGUGCGGAGGCUUGGUAUCCCAGAAUGCAUCUUGCUGGUAACCCAGAGGAUAACAAAGUACCCGGUGCUGAUUCAGAGAAUGCUACAGCACACCAAAGAAGGCGAGGAAGACUAUGACGACCUGACGGACUCUGUUCGGCUUGUGAAAGAGGUGAUCGCAGCGGUUGAUAGCAAGGUGAACGAGCACGAGAAAAGACGUCGUCUGAAGGACUUCCACUGCCGCAUGGACAGCAAAUCUAUCAUGAUGAUGAAGAGUGGUCAGAUUUUUGCCAGGGAAGAUCUGCUGAGGAGGAGGCUGAUCCACGAUGGAGUGCUGCAGCUGAAGAACAGCCAGGGAAGACUAAAGGAUGUCCAUGCUCUGCUACUAUCAGAUGUCUUCGUCUUCCUCCAAGAGAAAGAUCAAAAAUACGUCUUCGCCAUGCUGGACCAGCGCUCCACGGUCAUCUCCCUCCAGAAGCUGAUUGUGAGGGAGGUCGCUAACGAAGAGCGCGGCCUCUUCCUCAUCACAGCAGGCAUCGAGAAGCCAGAGAUGAUGGAGGUCCUGGCCAGCUCGAAGGAUGAGCGCAACACCUGGAUGCAGCUUAUCCAGGAAGCCAUGCAGUCUAUGGAGAAAGAUGAGGAUGAAGGGAUUCCCAGUGAGACAGAAGAUGACAAGAGACAGCUGGAGACUAAAGCCAAGGAGAUGAGAGAUCUGUUGAAGCAGAAGGACACAGAGAUCAUGUCUCUGCUGGAGGAGAAGGUGCAGCUCUUCAGGGGGAUGUGGGAGGGCUUGAAUCCAGGCGAGGAGGUCUGCCGGCAGGUCGAACCUUUCUUCAGGUCAGCCUGCAGCCUGGAGCCACCCAGGGGAGCGUCGGUCAUGAAGGAUGCCCUGCAGGAAGUGGAGACGCUACAGGCACUGGUGAAUGGCAGCCUAGGCGGGGCGAUGGCCAGCGUCCAGGAGGGAGGAGGCGCGGGGCCGGUGUGUUUGCCCCGUCGAGCCGAGACCUUUGGAGGCUUCGACAGUCACCAGAUGCACAGCAGUAAGUGUGGAGACAGAGACGAGAGCGAGGACGCAGCAGGAGAUCUGCGCAGGACAGAGUCCGACAGUGUUUUAAAGAAGGGAGGAAACGCCAACGUGCUGCUGCUGCUGAAGAGGAACAGUGAGCAGGUCCUGCACAGUGUGUCCAAUCUGCAUCUCCUGCUCAGCACUCUGCAGGCGGUGGUGGUUCAGCAGGACAGUUUCAUAGAGGACCAGCGGCAGGCCCUGAGCGAGCGCUCCUCCUCCUGCACGUCUUUAUCGCGGCCGAGCUCACGGCCCAGUUCACUGAUUGAACAGGAGAAGCAGCGCAGCCUGGAGAAGCAGCGGCAGGAGCUGGCAUCCCUGCAGAGACAGCAGGCAGCUCAUGCUGAGGAGAAGAGGAGAAGGGAGAAGGAGUGGGAGCUGAGGGAACAGCAGUUGACUGAAAGGGAGGGGCUAGUGCACAUACAGGAGGAUGAGGUCCUGAAGCAGCACAAGGAGCUGGAGGAGGAGAAGCAGGAGCUGCAGCGUAAGAAGGAGGAGUACCAGAAAGACCUGGAGAGGCUGAGAGACGCCCAGAAGAAGCUGGAGAGGGACAGGGAGGCUGUGCAGCGGCAGCUCGACAAGUUGGAGGAGGUCCGUGUGGCUGAGAGGACUCCCUCUACAACGUCAGAUGAAUGCCACUUCCCCGGCAGCUCCCAGUCUCUGGAGCUGGACCCGCUGGAGCUCUCCUCCUCCCUGUCGAGGCUGCAGCCCCAGAGGUCCAAACCCAAAGGGAAAGGCCUCAAUCCCUUUACCUCAUCCUCCACCAACCCCAACCUCAAGGGCAGUGAUGCCAACCAGAUCUCAAAGAGCCUGCUGCAGCUGGCCAAGAACAAGAGCAAAGAGGGGAAGGAGAAGGAGAAGAAGAAGAAGAAGGGCAAAGGCGGAAGCACGCAGACAGCAGACCCCCAGCACCUCCCAGAACCUCCUCUGGAUGGAGAGAUCUUCUUCUGCUAAGAGAAGUGGCCCUCCUCCUGUUCCUCCUCCUCCUCCUCGUCAGCAUCAUCAACCAAUAGAAAACACAGAAGUUCUGACACCCAGAGGAAUGUGUUACUGCCAAGUAGUAAUCCAUUCAUCUACAUGCAUAAGACUGCAGUUUACCACCAGACUUUCUGGCACCUUUAAAAUAACCUCGAAAAGAUUUGUAGCUCAUUUUCUGUACCACAGUGUAGAGCUGUUUCACAUUUCAUGCAAGACAAAGGAAAGGACAGGAAAUUUAUUUGUAGGGAUUCUGUUAUGGUGCUCCAUCAGGCAUACAAACUUGCAGCACAUAGGCAACAUGAAAUAGCAGUAGGUUUUUGGGAAUUCAAAACCCUCCUUUACAAAGACACCAUGCUCAUGGACUCAUUCCUUCAUUUUGUAGAUGCUAAAUUUGUGCCGGCGUAUCAGAUUGAAAGCAUUUGACAGUAGAUUGCCUCACAAGCUCCACCAAGUAUGUGACAGGUGUCCCUGCCUUUCUGUUUCUGUUUUUGUUGUGGCCCCAACCAGCCCCCUGUUCAACAGUCCGUCCUGUCAUUAAGUCCCACACCAACAGGCCGUUGUGUUCAUUUACAGAAGCCUUUUCCGUGUGACUGAACCCACACAUACAAGGACACAGAUGCACCCAAAUUCCACUUGGAAACAGAAAUGAAUGUCAACAAGCAGCGUGCGGUACUGGAAGCUCACUCACUCCAAAUUCCCCUCAUUGAUAAUUAAUAGAAGACUGAAUCCACAGAGGAAAAUCUGUGCUGUGUUUUCGGUGUUUGCUCCAGUGUUUCAUUCCAAAAUGUACAAUAUGAUCCACAAUGAAAGAUAAAUGUAGCCUAACAUUCCUUUACUCACUACUUGAAAAGCAGAUGUGAACAAAAUGGAACUGGCACAACACCUUCAGUUUUCCUCUUUAACGACUAUAUGCCAUCAAUCACGUUCCCGGGCCGGUUUUUAAUGGAUUUGAAGUAUGGAUAUCUCAACUUUGGAGUGAAGCUCUUCAGAUGUCAGUGUCUGUCUGUUCCUUCAGACUCAACAGUAAUGAAAGGAUUGAGGCAUAUCUCCCUGUGUCUAAUGGCUCAAUUCAUAUCCUUCCGUGUGUUUUAGAGCCUUGGAUGGAUAUUAGCUUGAUCCUCGCUUCAUCUGCCUGUCAAUGAGCUUUUAUUCAACCCUUAUCUUUCAUCUGAGUGACGAUGAGCGGGCCUUUCCUUCGUUUUUUAAUUGCAUGUAACUCUGCAGGUAGCAUACUAAUGGUUUCUGUCUAAAGAGUUCAACUUUCUCUGUCAGCCUCCCUCUUUUACUUGUGAUAAUAGACUCAGUAGCUCCACACUGCUGCUGGUUUUAGGAAAUGGAGGCAGUUAAUUUAGGGACAAAGCAGCCGGUUAGAGUAAAUGAGAAAGGACAUUAAUUUAAAAAACCAAAAGAUGUUAUGUGUCCCUGACUGAACCUGCACAGCAGGUACCACCUGAGUCUCUGAUCAUUUCAAAUGAAUCAACGCUCAUCAGUGUUGUUAAGCACUUUGGUCCUAAUCCGUUGAUGCAUUUUUGUGUGUCAUCAGUGGGAAAUAUCAAUCAGUGAGAUCUUUGUAUUCUGUGCAACUUUUUAAUCGAGGGCACUGACGCUCAUGAGAAGCAAAAAUGAUCCAAAGUGAGAUGAAUUAGAAAUGAUACUGUGGUUUUGUUUUGUUCGUGUUCAAAAGAAGAACGGGCCGGUAGCUUUUAUGUAAUGUUUUCAAGGUUACCUGUCUGACCUGUCUUAUUUUUAAGCCUGAGUUUUAGCCCCACUGAGCCCAGAUUAUGGGCCACACAACUACCUGCUGGACAGGUAGGAGGGAAAAACAGAGGAAGAAAAACAAACAAAAAAACAAAACAUUUCCAGUGAAUUACAGAGCAGCGCUGCGGAACUGCUUUCUUGCUGCCUCUUCUGUCUCAUCUUUAAGUGCUUGUUUGUUAACUUGCCGUCUGUGAUGAGGAUUUGACUUCAUGUCCAGGCUGGUUUAUUAUAGUGUGUCUUCUAAGAGGCUUACAGGGCCAGCCAAUUAGUUGCUUCAUGUCUUUUGUUUAUGGUUUUGGUGUAAUCCUGUCAAAGAAACAGAGGAAUGUGCCCCCCCAAUCUGUCGCUUUAGGUGUAUUUUGACCACUAGGGAGCACUGCACCUAUGACUAAAUUAGUUCCCUCUCUCACACAACAACAACAACCAGAAAGUAAGAAACUGUUUUUUGUUUUUUUGUUUUUUUCGUUUUCAUAUAUUCUUCCUGCUGUGAGAAACUGACAUAUUUUUCUCAGCAGCUCAUUGCCACACGGAGAUAAUGUGAUGAGCGUGGGCUCUCACACUCUGUGAUAUUUUCCCCACGGCAUUUGUAAUUGACUGCAGAAACAAAUAAGUUGUCAGAGAUUGUAAUUGGUUAUUCAGUGAAACCAGUCAGCAGCAGCUUUAAUGUGAGAAAAGACGGUCUAAUGGUUGGAGGGAGCGACCGGGCAGAACCACAAACCUCUCUCUGUAAGGGACAAUCAGCAGACCCGAGUCAGGAGAAUGAACCCCCUCCCCGAUGAUGAUGUGCCUGUCCAUGAGACGGGUGUGUCCAUCAGGUGAACCCUGCGUAGCCUUAAAUCUUAAUGAUAAAAUGCACUAGAGUAGAACCCAGCAUCUUCUCAGGAGAGGGAGGAGAGCUUUUAUACCUCUGCUUUGAAACGAAGGAAAUGUUUGUACUAUAAAAGGGGUACAGAACUGUUUCACUCCCAAUAAUGUAAAAAAAAAAAGGGCAAAGACGAAUGUGUAAAUAUGAUUUCUGUAUGAAACAAAUCAAAUGUAAAAAAUUGUUUUGUUGGUGAUUUAUUGCAACAUUUUGUAAGAAUGUUUUAUUUAUGUUUUAUUCUCACCCUUGUGGUGAUGUAAAGUCACACUUCUCUCGUAAUAAAAAAAACAUCAGAAUGGA
Messenger RNA from Chelmon rostratus (copperband butterflyfish), 10403 nucleotides. RefSeq names its product A-kinase anchor protein 13 (gene akap13a). Gene Ontology annotation, molecular function: guanyl-nucleotide exchange factor activity; MAP kinase scaffold activity. NCBI's taxonomy places the organism in Eukaryota, Metazoa, Chordata, Actinopteri, Chaetodontiformes, Chaetodontidae. The transcript is spliced from 39 exons. Gene Ontology annotation, cellular component: actin cytoskeleton; plasma membrane. Gene Ontology annotation, biological process: regulation of Rho protein signal transduction; positive regulation of canonical NF-kappaB signal transduction; adrenergic receptor signaling pathway. Bases 152 to 7459 code for a protein of 2435 amino acids. The record is from RefSeq and is a predicted model, not a curated record.